Messenger RNA from Frankliniella occidentalis (western flower thrips), 3426 nucleotides. It is a transcript of the gene Alg12, whose product is annotated as probable Dol-P-Man:Man(7)GlcNAc(2)-PP-Dol alpha-1,6-mannosyltransferase. The record is from RefSeq and is a predicted model, not a curated record. Gene Ontology annotation, cellular component: endoplasmic reticulum membrane. NCBI's taxonomy places the organism in Eukaryota, Metazoa, Arthropoda, Insecta, Thysanoptera, Thripidae. The transcript has 9 exons. Gene Ontology annotation, biological process: protein N-linked glycosylation. Gene Ontology annotation, molecular function: alpha-1,6-mannosyltransferase activity. The coding region runs from base 238 to 3378 and encodes 1046 amino acids.
CGUCUGCUAUUUCGGCCUCGGUGUCUCCCGUACUCCGCGCUGGCGCUGGCCUCCGUAAUCAUGUUACAAAUGUAAAACUUCGCUAAAAAGAAUACGAAACUCGAACAAACACAACGUCGGCAGGAUGCUUGUUAAGUGGCGUGCACCACGUAUUGAUUGAUGACGAAUAAUAUAUCCUCUCGGUGUAUUGACAAGCACUAAAAGCACACCUUCAGUGUUUAAUGGCUUGUCGGUUUCAUGUCUAUGAUGGCUAUGAAAAUAGACUACCUACUACCAAUAGUUGCAGCAAUCCAUCUACUAUGUUGUCCAUUUACAAAAGUAGAGGAAAGUUUCAACCUCCAAGCAAUGCAUGAUAUUCUUUACCAUCGUCUGAACCUUACGCAGUAUGAUCACUUGGAGUUCCCUGGUGUGGUACCAAGAACGUUCUUGGGCCCAAUGUUUGUGUGCUCACUUGCAUCUCCAGGAUAUUUGAUACUUCAGUUGCUUGGCUGUAGCAAGAUAUGGACUCAAUAUCUUGUGCGUGCAGUGCUGGGCAUGUGUGUUUUGGGCUCCUAUCAUCUCUUCCGUAAAUCAGUGGAGUUUGUUUUUGGUGCUCAAGUAGCAGCAUGGUUUGUCACCAUAACGCUGACACAGUAUCAUUUCAUGUUCUACCUUAGUAGACCACUACCAAAUACUUUGGCACUUCCAGUAGUGCUGCUGGCCUUAACUGGAUGGCUCCGUCGUCGGUACUCUGUUUUCAUAAUAGCAUCAGCUGCUGCAAUAAUUAUUUUUCGUGGUGAAUUAGCCCUUUUCUUGGGUCUUAUAUUGUUUUUGGAGCUUAUUUAUCGUCAUAUCACCAUUCCAAAACUUUUCAGAGUAGCUGCUCCUGCUGGAAUUGUGUUACUCAUCCUUACUGUAUUGAUUGACUCAGUUUACUGGGGAAGACUACUUUGGCCUGAAGGGGAAGUCUUGUGGUUUAAUAUUGUUUUAAAUCGUAGUCAUGAAUAUGGCACAUCACCCUUUCUCUGGUAUUUCUACUCAGCCCUCCCUCGAGGUUUGGGAUUAACAUUUUUCCUCGUGCCUCUGGGAGCUAUAUUAGACUACAGGGCUCGUAGAAUUUUGGUGCCCGCUGUUUUGUUUGUAUUUUUAUACUCUUUCCUUCCACACAAAGAAUUAAGAUUCAUUAUCUAUGUCUUCCCUUUAUUAAAUGUGGUUUCAGCAGCUGGUUGUAGUAGAUUAUGGGAGGCUAGGGCACAAAGCCCUCUUCAUGUGUUUCUUGCACUAGGAGCUGUGGGUCACCUUGUACUUAAUAGUUUAUUCUCCAUCCUGCUUUUAUCAAUUGCAACCCAUAAUUAUCCUGGUGGUGUGGCCCUUGCCAAUCUGCACAAAAUAGAACAAUCAAGUGCAUAUGUAAACGUCCAUAUAGAUAAUCUAGCUGCACAAACAGGAGUCUCUAGGUUUACACAAGAUAAUUUGGGAUGGACUUACAAUAAGACUGAAAACUUGAAAGCAGGAAGUCCUGAAAUGUUUGUCUUUACACAUUUACUACUUGAAGGUCGAAGCAAAUACUCUCCCAAUCUCAAACCUUACAUGCGAACACAUGAAAUAAUUGAUGUUGUAGAUUCUUUUUCUCAUAUCACUUUUAAUUACAACUCUUUCAUUCCUAUCCGAAUCAAAACUAAACCUUCACUUUUCACUCUAAGAAGAAAGAGGGAAUUUGAAAAACUCUUUGAAGCAGCGUUUACUGAUGAGGAAGAGGAUGAAAGUUCUAAAGUACUUAUGGAAGAAGAAGUAGUAAAUAAAGAAGAUUUACUUCAAGAAUUUUCUGAUCUAAAACCUGAGGAUGAAUUGGAAGAAAUGUUAGAGCUUGUGUAUCAGAGAGACAAAGAGCUCAAUGAAAAAGAUAAUAAAUCAAACAAAUCUCCUGUUAAAAGAAGAAAACGUAAAGUAGGUUUUGAAAAACCGUUAAUGAAAAGAAUGCUAGUUGAUGAAGGUGAUAUUAAGUCUACACAAGAUAAUGUGGGUCUAGAAAUGGAAAGGCCACCUAAAGAAAAGACAACAUCCACAGAAUCAAUGAAGGAUUCUGUUGUUGAAAGUGAGGAAGAAAUAGACUGGCAGGAGGCACAGAAAAACAAACAAGAUGACUUCCUUGAGGCACUUGAAGAGGUUGAACAAAAAAUAAUAGAAGAUGGCAGAUGGAAUGUAGGAGGUAAUGAUGAAUCCCAACAAGAGUUCAAUGUGAGAGAGAAGAUAAAAGCUUUGAUACGGGAGGAGAGGGAAGAAGAAGAGCGUUUAAAGAAAAAGUUGAAACCAAUGAAAGGAAAACUUGAUAUUUUAUUAGCGGAAAAGAAAUUUGCUAAACUUUCAAAAAGUAUCAGUAAAACACCAGACUCAGUGGAUUCCUUUGAUGAUAUUCAUUUGGAUAAUGACCAAUUUAUGGGAGACAUAAAAUCACCUGUUAAAAGUCAAGUAACUGAAGAAACUGAAAGCAUUGAUUCUUAUGUAGAGUCAAAUAACCUGCAUGAAAUGACAGUAGAGAUAACUAAAGAGAAACAACAUGAAAUUUUGAAAACAAGAAAAAUUGUGGGAACAGACAAGACAGUAGAAACCAAUGGUGAACUAGUUGCAGAAUUUGUGCCUCAACCUUCUAAAGAUAAUAUUCCUUUGAUGCAAGAAAUGACUAUCUCUUUGACGAAUCAAGCCCUUGACUCUGAAUCCUACUCUACAAACAAGCCAACAACAUUGGGUACUGUUACCUUGGAGAACCAAGCCCUGUUCACUACAACAUCAACACCUGAUCAUUUGCUUGAAUCUUCAACAGACUUGUCCUCUGUAUCAUCUAUGGAUUUGCAUUUAGAAAAUGAAGCUGCAACUUAUUUACCAGCAAUCCCAAGUCAAACAUUGGCUCCCACAUCAGUGAAAGAUGCUCAACCUAAGACGAAGAGCCCUCUGCCCAACCCAGUGAUGACAUUUUCUUCAACUAGUCAAUCAAAGUCAUUGUCCAGCAUGAAAAUACAGGGAACACCGUCUAAUACUAAGUUAAAAAUUGAUGGUUCAUUUAUAGAAGAAAGCAGAGCCUCUAAUACCAUUCAGGUCGAUCAGCUUAGAUCAAAGAAUUUUAGAGAGAAUGAAUCAGGCUACUCAGAUUUCCAAGCAAGCAACUCUCUCCCUGAGGAUGGUCCAAAUUUAAAAUCUGAACCAACCGUGGGGGCGGUUUCUAGUGAACAGUCAUCUCUUUCUCUCUCUCCGGUGUUGGAGUCAGAAAAUGUAAGACAAUCAUCUUCAUAUUUGGUUUUAUCGUCUAUCACUGGCCACACAGAAGAGAUUUCUCUUUCAACAGAAAAUCAAAAUGAAGAGAAAGAGGUCACCUCCAGUCUCUCAAAAAAUGGAAAUGAAUAAAAUGUAAUUGAUAAUACCAAUUUUAAUUAAAGUAAGAGCAUUUUGUCA